AGGGGAAACUAGUCUCGCGUUUCCCGGAAGCAGGACCGCAGAAUCAUGGCGACCGUCUCAGUGUGCCAGUAUCAUCCUGGAGGUUUCAGUUUCGAAAACUGCAAGAGAAAUGCCCUUUUGGACGCAGACAUCACUAAGCUGGGGUUCAGCUCUCCUGCUGCUCGUAAAACCGGAACCACCAUUUGUGGCGUCGUUUACAAGGAUGGUGUUGUUUUAGGUGCGGACACUCGUGCCACUGAAGGAAUGAUUGUGGCUGAUAAGAACUGCUCUAAAAUUCACUACAUUUCUCCCAACAUCUAUUGUUGUGGAGCCGGUACCGCAGCAGACACUGAGAUGACCACACAGAUCAUCUCCUCUAAUCUGGAGCUCCAUGCUCUGUCCACCGGCCGUGUCCCGCGUGUCGCCACCGCAAACCGCAUGCUCAAACAGAUGCUCUUCAGGUAUCAGGGUUAUAUUGGUGCUGCGUUGGUUCUCGGAGGGGUUGACUGCAACGGUCCACACUUGUACAGCAUCUAUCCUCAUGGAUCAACAGACAAACUACCCUAUGUCACAAUGGGUUCUGGAUCUCUGGCAGCAAUGGCAGUCUUUGAGGAUCGCUACAGGCCCAACAUGGAGGAGGAUGAGGCCAAGCUUCUGGUGCGGGAUGCAAUAGCGGCUGGUAUCUUUAAUGACCUGGGCUCAGGAAGCAACAUUGACCUGUGUGUGAUCACCAAGGGGCAGGUGGACUACCUGAGACCUCAUGACGUGGCCAACAAAAAGGGUGUCAGAACCGGAAGCUACAAGUACAAGCAUGGAACCACCGCGGUUCUGACGAAGGCUGUGACUCCUCUGAACCUAGAGGUGGUAGAGGAAAGUGUGCACACCAUGGACACCUCCUGAGGAGACACAAUCCACCACAUUUUGAUCUGUUUGUUUUCCCUAACUGUUAUGUGGUGAUUUAGUCAUUUUUCAUUAUUUCCAAUAAAAGAAGUUGUGAGUUGAA
Pimephales promelas (fathead minnow) is the source of this 982-nucleotide messenger RNA. It is a transcript of the gene psmb7, whose product is annotated as proteasome 20S subunit beta 7. The record is from RefSeq and is a predicted model, not a curated record. NCBI's taxonomy places the organism in Eukaryota, Metazoa, Chordata, Actinopteri, Cypriniformes, Leuciscidae. Gene Ontology annotation, molecular function: threonine-type endopeptidase activity. Gene Ontology annotation, cellular component: cytoplasm; proteasome core complex.